Messenger RNA from Spodoptera littoralis (African cotton leafworm), 786 nucleotides. The record is from the annotation of a GenBank genome assembly. NCBI's taxonomy places the organism in Eukaryota, Metazoa, Arthropoda, Insecta, Lepidoptera, Noctuidae.
AUGGAAAUCAACAACAAUUUCACCGAGGACGAGAUCUUCAUUGCCAGGGUGCUAUUGGAGCUGCGAGGAGAAGUUUUUGACGACGAAGCCAUGGAACCAAUACCCGUGGAAGCCGCAGAAGCCAUUCAAGCCAUAGAACCCGUCGAACCUGCGGUGCCUGAGGUACCCAUUGAGCCCGUGGAACCCGCGGUAGACCAGGUUCCCGUUGAGGCCGUGGCACCUAUGCCGCACGUCGCUCCUCUGGUAGAACCUAUGGUACUCGAAGCACCCUUGGAGCCACUGGUGCCCGUAGAACCCGAGGUACCCAUGGAACCCGCGGCAAUGGAACCGAUGGUGCCUAUAGGUUCUGGCCAAACAUUGGUGCCUCUUAGGAAAUUUUUGAGAGUCAAAUGGGAUUCCUACACUGUGGCAACCAGGUCCUUACUACGGGCGUUGUUCUCACAAUCAUCACCAGCCUUCUUAGAUAGGCCAGUCAAGGCAUGCUUAGACGCGCAGAUUGUAGACGACAUCGUCACGACGGUCCAAACGCGGUUUAAAGCGUGUAAAUUGAAGAAGAGUAUGAUCAGGUGCUUUACAAAGAAGAUGGACCGAAUGAGACCACUUCAGGUGAUCGAAGGCUAGUUACCUACUAUUUGAGUAGCUACUAUCUUGUCGUCCGACCAUCCAUUCAACAAUAUUAUUUUUGAUGCGUUACGACGACAUCGCACAGAGUUACGGGGAGCCAGUGGGUGCAGGUGGCGAGUUGUCGUUCAACGUGGACUCCAGGGGGAAUAUUCCGGCUGUUAA